AUGCCAUCAAAUCACCCCUUCCUCUCCUCCUUCCUCUCCGCCUUCCGCGCCCACUCCGCCCUCCAACAAGCAAAACCCUCCCCUCAAGUCUCUCCUCCCCCCUCCUCCCAACCAUCGCACUCCUCCCCGCACUCGUCCCCAAUCUCCGUCUCCCACUCCUCCCCACGCACUAUCACAACCGCUUCCAAACCCGGCACCACCAACACCACAACCGCGCUCUCCUCCCUGCACUCUCCCCGAGCCGCCUCCUCCCCACUCGCUACCUCUCCCGGUUCAGACCCGGCCUCUCCCCCGCCAAACAGAAGAUAUAUCCAAGACCGAGGAAGACGCAGUUCUGAUUCCUCUAGCGAGGGCUUUCGAGACGUGCUAGGGAAGGAGAAAUGGUAUAUCGGGGGCCGGACCGCCGGCGGCGAAGAACGAUAUUUUAAGCUGGGGACCGUGAGAAGACAGCGGAGUUGGGCGGAAAGAAGUCUGGAUCGUUUGAGUUUGUGA
Messenger RNA from Amorphotheca resinae ATCC 22711, 492 nucleotides. RefSeq lists its product as hypothetical. NCBI's taxonomy places the organism in Eukaryota, Fungi, Ascomycota, Leotiomycetes, Helotiales, Amorphothecaceae. The transcript has a single exon. The record is from RefSeq and is a predicted model, not a curated record. The coding region runs from base 1 to 492 and encodes 163 amino acids.